Recurvomyces mirabilis is the source of this 306-nucleotide messenger RNA. It is a transcript of the gene TTR1, whose product is annotated as Glutaredoxin. Gene Ontology annotation, biological process: cellular response to oxidative stress. The record is from RefSeq and is a predicted model, not a curated record. Gene Ontology annotation, cellular component: nucleus; cytoplasm. The transcript is spliced from 3 exons. The coding region runs from base 1 to 306 and encodes 101 amino acids. NCBI's taxonomy places the organism in Eukaryota, Fungi, Ascomycota, Dothideomycetes, Mycosphaerellales, Teratosphaeriaceae. Gene Ontology annotation, molecular function: glutathione disulfide oxidoreductase activity.
AUGGCAGCUAAGACUAAGGCUCAGGAUAUCAUCGACAACAAUGCUGUCGCUGUCUUCUCCAAAUCAUAUUGCCCCUACUGCAAAUCCAGCAAGCAGCUAUUGAGCGAGAUGGGGGUCAAGCCAUAUAUCAUUGAGCUUGACGAGGUUGAUGACGGUUCCGCGAUCCAAGACGCACUGGAGGAGAUGACACACCAGCGAUCAGUGCCAAACAUCUUCAUCAACAAGAAGCACAUUGGAGGUAACUCGGACUUGCAAGGAAAGAAGAAGCAGCUGCCUGAGCUACUUAAGGCUGCAGGUGCAAUCUAG